CACGCCGUAAAUUCAAUUCAAAACGGCUGCAGGUUCGUAUUGGGUAAUUCACAGCGAACAUUACAUAUAAUAUUUUGCCCAGUCAGUUGUUUGACUGGAUUUGUUCCACCUUGGACGAAAAAAAAAAGCACAUUUCUACCGACUUUUUGCCGAACGUGGCAACGGUGUUCAACGGCAAGUGGUGGAUGCAUACACAGAAUUUACAAACAUCUGGUCUUUGUUAUGGUGCACAGUGAAUUUGUUGCGAGUAUUCAAAAGUGUUUUCAGGUUGUUUUAGCGGCAAUUAUAGCAUUGUUAUCAUUGAUAGACAAUUUUCAAAGACAAUGGGACGUCGGAAGUGCAUUCUUUGUGGAGUUAGCAGUGAAAAAACUGCGGCAACCUUCCACAGGUUUCCUAGUGAUAAGAAAAAACAAGAAGAAUGGUGCACUAUCCUCAAUAUUGACAUAAAUGAUUUACCACUUCAUGCCUUUAUUUGCACAAAUCAUUUUCACAAAAGUGAUUUAAUAGAAGGCAAAAGAACUCAACAAAAGCAUUCAGCAGUUCCAUCAGUAGAGCCUUUGAGGCAAACAGAUGAUUCCAGUGAUGAGGAGAAUGAAAUCAAUCUUGCCCAGGAAAUUGCCCUAAGCCAUUUCAAAUAGUGAACAACUGGAAAGCAGGGAUCUACCUAGAGAACAAAUAAAGUCACCAGAAGUAGCAAGUGUUUACAGAGAACAAAUAAAGUCACCAGAAGUAGCAACAGAAAUGGAUUUUAAACACAUUCAUAGAAGCAAAAGGUGACAAUGAGGAAGAUAACCUCAAAGAAAAUGAUAGUGAUGGUGAACCUCCACGGAAAAGCUUUCAGAAUGAAAACAAAACCUAUUCGAUACUUCGGCGAUAUACGUUAUACUGAUUUGGAAAACCCACUUAAAAGGCCAAUUUGCUGGAAAGUCAUUCAAAACACGUAUAAGAAACAAAGAAAGACAAUUGACUGUUUACUAGCCAAAUGAAGAAGACAAGCAAACAAAAUUUGGCCUCUUCAAGCAUUGACAAACCAUUUGAAGCGAAUAAAUGUGAUAUCGGAGAAUGCGCAACACAUACUUGAUGGCUCCAUUGCAGAAGACAUUUUCAACAAAAUUCAAAGAGGCCGAAAAAAAGAAAAAUAUAGUGCAGAACUGCGUCGUUUUGCGCUAA
Molecule: messenger RNA, 1170 nt
Organism: Acanthoscelides obtectus
Lineage: Eukaryota; Metazoa; Arthropoda; Insecta; Coleoptera; Chrysomelidae
Source: the annotation of a GenBank genome assembly